Glarea lozoyensis ATCC 20868 is the source of this 390-nucleotide messenger RNA. RefSeq lists its product as uncharacterized. Bases 1 to 390 code for a protein of 129 amino acids. The transcript has 2 exons. NCBI's taxonomy places the organism in Eukaryota, Fungi, Ascomycota, Leotiomycetes, Helotiales, Helotiaceae. The record is from RefSeq and is a predicted model, not a curated record.
AUGCACUCCUCCUCUCCCUCAUCACCAACCAACUUCUUCACCUCCUGCUUGGCUUUCCAUCCUCCAUUCAGAUCGUCACCGCCGGAUAAUCACCCCCAUCCCACAAUUCUGCAGCCAAAACUCCCGCUACCGCCCCGGACCCAGGGUAUGGGAUUCCGUCUCCACGGGGAGCGGGGAAGCGUGAUGCCGGUUGGACGCCUCAUCCACCUCCUUCUCCAACUUGGUAACGAUGGUGGACGAGAGAACAGGGCUGCAGAUAAGAUACCGGAUGCCGUAAUGGUUUGCGCCUGCGCGGUGUCUGGUGUGGUAGAAAAAUGGCUGUUUUUAGAAGAAGAGGGGAUCUGGAUAAAUAUGAAGUAUAUUUACCGCGCGAUACCGAUUGAUACAUAG